ACCUGGCAUCCCUAUUUCCUUCUAUCCUUCUAUGCUGGGCGUGCUUUCCACCACUGAGAUUUUCUCAUGUGGAAUCUGAAUCGAACCGUUUAGCUGCCUCCGGCAAAGACGCAUCAACGUAAAACACACAAAAAAUUGUCUAUAACCUACAGAUCCCAAUAAUUUUCUUGAAUUGUGUGUUGUUGAUGUGUCUUCCUGAGGUUUUGGAAUUCCCCACUGGUGUGUGCAUAAUCCUCAUUAUGUGCAAACUAGUGAUGUUGUUUCAAGAAUAACCAAUUAUAUCCUUACAGAAGUGCAAUAAUAUUAAUUCAAAUUAAUAAAUAACAAUUCCGUCGAAGUACAAAGUAUAUGCAGUGUUAAAGAAUAUAUUAGUUUUCAAUCUUAACUGUAAAGUGGACAAAAUGCACUAAAAGUGAAGUGUUAAAAUGUUUUCAAUGAAAACUGUCCGUGGCUUAGGAUUUUUUUGUGUGCAAAGUGUUAAGUGUAAGAUAUGGGAUGACUCAUAGUGAAGGAUGUGGCCAGCUCACUCUUCGAUCACAAGAUGAUGCACGAAAUUCUCGACAAUGCUGGGGCAGGCGCAAGCGGCGUGAUGGAGGAAAACGAGGGAGGAGGGAGUGGGGGUGCCGCGGUCGAUAUGGACGAUUGCGGCUCCCUCUCCCUACCUCCUGACCUGCCCCCCUAUUCAGGCGAUUACAUUAUCAGUGACUAUAUGGAAAGGCUCGGUACUCGUCUUAAUAUUCUGGAAACUGAGCUCAAGUACGCGUGGAGAGCAUUAGAUCUCCUCAGCCAAGAAUAUGUAAGAAUGUGGGAUCGAUUAGAAAGACUUGAGUCUUUGCUCGCAGAUCAACAGGGUGUUAUAUCAACUCUUCUAGAUUUUUAUACAUGUCGAAGUGUAUCUCGAGAUCCUCUAUCUAGACUUGAGGUGAUAAGAGAAAUACUUGGAAAUGGGACUGUGGAAGAUGGCAUAGAAGAGGGAUUAGAUAUAGCCAGUCGAAAUGCUGUUCUAUUAGAUCAGCAAGAAGAAGUAAUGGAAUCAGAUGAAGCUUUUUAUAGAAGUUUAAACCAAGCAUAUAGGGAUGAUUACGUUUAUGAAGAAACAUCACGACCUACGUCACAGCUAGACAUGAUUUGGGAAGCACCUGAGGAGCCUGAAUUGGAUAUUUCAUCUGCUGCUGGCCAAAUAUAUAGUGCAAAAGAUUAUAAACAUUAUCGUGGUAUACAAAGUGGACCUGGUAUAAGUGAAAGAGAUUUAGUCCAUAUGUCUACAUUAGGUACAAUAGAACAAAUAACUGUAGAUAAAUUGCAUGAAUUAGAUAGGCUGACUACGCAAUUACACAAAGAUUCCAGAGAGUUAAAAGACUUAAAAGCUAGACUUCUUAGUCCAGAAAUUAAGAUCACAGCGAAACAUGACAGAGAUAUAGAAGCUAAAGCACUUGUGGAAGAUGGAAAUAUAAUUAAUGAACAGUUAAAAGGCGUUUAUAUAGGCGGCGAUAAUUGGGCCUUGAAUGAUAUGAUGAAAAGUUUUGAUGAAUUUAUGCUUACAACGCCAAAAGAUAAUUUACUUACGGAUAAAUCUCCAUCAAGGUUAUCACUAACUGAAAGCAAUGUCGGAGAUAGAACUGUGGACUAUUUACCAAAUUCACUUUCUCCACGGCGAAAAUUUGUACCGGAAAGGACUUCUACUGAACCUUAUACCACAGUAACAGGUCGUUUAGCGUAUAGUUCUGCUGUAGCAAAUGCCGAGAUAAAUGCGGCUAAAGCAUCUAAAUCUCCCAGUGCAUUAUCAAAAGACCGAUUCGAUUAUGGCUCGGAUUAUCAAAUUAGUGAUCAUACUGGGCAAAAUUACUUUUCUUCUAAGAUCACUCAACAAGCUUUUACUGACUCUUAUAAACAAAACAAAGAACAACACUCACCAACAUCGAUUCAUGAUUUAUAUGAUGGAGGCGUGGAUAACCGACUUGAUUUGAAUUUUGGUGAAUUUCGUAAAUCUCCCAGUCCUCCACCUCCAGCACCACCAAAUGGAGCUGAUAUAUUUGGGCCUAUUGAAAAUAAUAAUGAAAAAUUAGGAAAGCAUCAAACUUUACUUUCGACAGGACUCACAACAAUGCAAGCAGAAAAUAUGAGAUUAAGCCCUAGGUCGCCUAAAUCUCCAAAAACAUCACCGAAACAUGUGAAAAGAGAUAACACAAACAUUGUAACAGCUAAGUCAGAUUCUGGAUUAUCAUCUAUGAGUGGAUGGUCGAGUUUAGAAAAAAGUCCAGGCUCUCCGAAAACUGGUCGAGUGUCACAUAUUCAAGAAAGUCAUAAGAUAAGAGUUCAGUCACCACAAUCAAUUCAAAGAAAUUCUUAUGAAGAUGCAAAACCAUAUUUAGAAACCUUGGUAGAUUCAUAUCUAUAUGAAGAUAAACAAUAUCAAAAGGAAUAUAUUUCAUAUAAGCCUGAUAAUUCUAAGGAGGAACAAAAUAUAAUUGAUAUUAAUAAGUUACAAGAUAAUAUCGGUAACAUAUUUAUAAAAAAUGACAGUAUUUUUCCUGUACCGAGUCAAACUACACUUAGUAAUAUAGGGGAAUAUUAUUACGGUCAUGAUGCGCCAUCCAUAUAUUCAGUAGCUGGAAAUAGGCAGCCAAUUUUUACUACUGUGUAUAGCACACCGAGAGGAAUACUUUCUGAAGAUAGAAGUUUUUCCGAGUUAAUAGAUAGAAAUCAAAUUUUAGAAUCAGAUGUAAAGCAGGCAAUUGAUCCAUAUCCUCCUGAACCAAGUUAUCAUGCACAAACAGUAGUUAUGUCUGGAAAUAAUCUUAACAAGAAAUCCUUGACUCGAACAAAUACGAUAACUGGAUCAGAUAGCAGUUUUCAAAAUGGAUAUAAAGUGUCUCGUACGGGAUAUCCUCCUGGAAACCUCAACGAUGCAUUAUCAUACUAUCCUACAUCUAGUAGGUAUGACUCACCAAAACGUACACCGUUAGAAGAACGUAUUUCUUGGCAAGGUGGAAGUCGAUCACCAACAAGCUCAGUAGAAACACUAAGUUUAAAAUCACACUCCCUCAGUAUAACGGAACGAAAGCAAUUUCAAAACCAAUUACAACAAGAGUACUUUAAACAACAACAGUAUGACCAACGUAACGGAAACAUAACAACUGACAUACAGAGCCAUGAUAAAUUAGGUUCAGACCAUAAAACUAGAAAAGAUCAGUAUAAUAUGGAUUCUAGUGGUAUUUUAGUUUCUGAGUCAGGCUAUUUAUCUAUUUCCUCGAACCUAAAAAUGAAGAGCCAAGAUAGGCAAAGUAAAAAGCCUAAACGAACUUCAUCUUUAAAAUCUGCAAUGACUUCAAUGAGUCAGUGGUUGCCAGAUCUGCAUUUACCUAAAAAGCAUAGGUCACAUUCCCUUCCAUCUGGUGUAGAUUCUGUUGAUCAGGAGCAACAAGAAAAAACGUUGAAAGAAAGGCUACUGUCAGCACAAAGAAGAAAGAAAAAAUACCAUUUAGUAGCCUCGAUGUCAGGUUUAUUGCAAAAAGCAAGGAGAAAACAACAAGCUAGUCAUCAAUCUUUAUCAGAUCCAGAGACUUCUGAAACAGAAUGGUCUGGUGGUCGAUCCAGUGCUCAGUCAGAAGACAGUGAUAGUGUAUUUUCAGAUUCAAUUCAUGAAAAUAAUAUGUUUUCAAAGGUUCCUGUUAAACAAAAGCAACGAAAAAUAAACAGUCAAGAAAAAAUAGAACAACAACAAAUGAUUCAAGAAUUACAGCAGCAACGAGCUGAAUUGCAAGGAGAUGCUGAUGAUGAAUGUAUAUUGGAAGAAAAUGAACGUUAUCCUUCAACAUCUAACGGGAUACCGCGUGAUAAAAGUGAUGAUAUUGACUUUCAUUUUGCUAGAGUUAGUCAAAUGAAGAAAAAUAACAUUCAAGACUUGGAAAAACUGGAUAUUGAUACUGAUAUUACAAACGUCGAUCCAUUCGAAGAUGAAAAAGAAGAUAACGAUUCACCAGCUGCCAUAUUCGCAACUGUAGGUGAUAUGAAAAAGUCUUCAAUCACAUCAGAGGACUCACAUAGUGAUAAUAACAAAUCAUACAGUGGAAGUUCACAAGAGUUUGCAGUUUCUCGUGCACUAGGCAAAUACCGUUUACGUAAAUCAUCGUCUAUUACCGAUGAUACUUCAGAAACGUCUCCACCAAAAAUUGAAACUAAUUUUGUUGAAGAAAUACCAGACGACUCAGAUAAAUACAACGAUAAAAAACAAAAUAAAUUAAGCCCGCCUGAAGUAGUAAAAAACAAUGCAGGACGUGCUGAUGAGGGCUUUGUAUAUCCAGAAAGGAGUCCCUCUUUACAAAGUAACAGAGGCAUGCAAAAUAAAUUUCAACCACGACAUCAACAAAGUCUUGAUAUUCCUAAUAAACACGAUGAUGAUGACAGUCGAAGUACACAUUCCUGGAGGAGUGGGUCAAGGGUAUCUUCAAGGAGGCAAAGUACUGAAGAUAGUAUUGAUUCUGAAGACGAAUGGUACCGUUAUGAGCUCCGAAAGUUAGAAGAAAUGGAGCAUUCAGGCCAAGAUGUAGAAAGAGAACAUUUACUACUAGAAGAACCAGAAACAUUAGAGGAAGAGCCCAAUGACAUAUUAAAAGAAAGGAUGUCUUAUGUUUUACGGGAGUUAAAACUUAAAACAGCUCCUAUUAAAGUCAAAUAUGACGAAGCAAAAACGGAAGAGACAUGGAAAGACAUUACAACAUUUCCUGAUAUGGAGGAAAAUAUUGAAGAUGUUAUUUCUCAAAAAUAUUCGGAUGAUGAAAAAUCAUAUGCCGAUUCUGGCUCCGGAGAAACAUCUGGACCCGAUAGUCCAGUUCAAAGUGGCGAUGAGUUUGAAGAAGAUGACGAAAUGCCUCAAAUGCGACAAGAACCUAUGGGUGUUGAACAACCACCGCAUCAAGAUGCUCCUGCUGGAAGCAAAUGGAAGUUGCUAAAGGCUCUGAAAGACAGAAAAGCUGAAGAAAAGACUACAGAGACACCGGUUGCUACCACACCAUCAACAGAAAAGGACAAAGUUAGCGCAGGUAAUGGAACUGGUGGAUUCAACGAGCAAGGCGGACGAGGCAAUGGGCACCCGGGAGAUAAUCCAUUUUACAGCAACAUUGAUAGUAUGCCGGAUAUUAGACCGAGAAGAAAAUCCAUACCACUCGUUUCUGAACUUGUUCUCAAGACCAUGGCUGCUACUAAGAGGAAUGCCGGAUUGACAUCAGCUGUUCAUCGAGCGACACUGAAUGAUGAAGAAUUGAAAAUGCAUGUGUAUAAGAAAACUUUACAAGCACUUAUCUACCCGAUAUCUUCAACCACACCCCACAAUUUCGUUCUUUGGACGGCGACAUCACCAACGUAUUGCUAUGAAUGUGAGGGUCUACUUUGGGGAAUUGCGAGACAAGGUGUCAGGUGUACAGAAUGCGGUGUCAAGUGCCAUGAAAAGUGUAAAGAUCUCCUCAACGCUGACUGCCUACAGAUGUGUUUCGCAGGGGCGGCUGAAAAGUCUUCCAAACAUGGUGCCGAGGACAAAGCAAACUCAAUCAUAACAGCCAUGAAGGAACGAAUGAAGCAACGGGAAAGAGACAUGCCAGAAAUCUUUGAACUCAUCAGGCGGACUUUUAACGUCGAUCCUGACACUCACAUAGACAACCUAGAACAGGCUGAGCAAAUUACUAUUGAAGGAACUUCAAAAUGGUCCUGCAAAAUCGCAAUCACAGUUAUUUGUGCCCAAGGACUGAUCGCUAAGGACAAGAGCGGCACCUCCGACCCCUACGUUACCGUCCAGGUCAGCAAGGUCAAGAAAAGAACCCGAACAAUGCCGCAGGAGUUAAAUCCUGUCUGGAAUGAGAAGUUUUAUUUUGAGUGCCACAAUUCAUCCGAUCGUAUCAAAGUCCGCGUUUGGGAUGAGGACAAUGACUUGAAAUCAAAACUUCGUCAGAAAUUAACGAGAGAAUCAGAUGACUUCCUUGGACAGACAAUUAUCGAGGUUCGAACUCUGUCGGGUGAAAUGGACGUCUGGUACAACUUAGAGAAGAGAACAGACAAGUCCGCGGUAUCUGGAGCUAUCAGACUUCACAUCAAUGUUGAGAUCAAAGGAGAGGAGAAAGUAGCACCUUACCAUGUUCAGUACACAUGUCUCCAUGAAAACUUAUUCCACUACCUGUGCGAAGAAAAUGGGGGAGCUGUGACACUUCCAGCUGCUCGCGGAGAUGACGCAUGGAAAAUCUACUUCAAUGAAAAUCCAGAGGAAAUCGUCGACGAAUUUGCUAUGAGAUAUGGCAUUGAAUCCAUCUAUCAAGCGAUGACGCAUUUCCACUGUCUAUCAACGAAGUACUUAUGCGCGGGAGUACCGGCAGUUAUGUCAACACUGUUAGCUAACAUCAACGCAUACUAUGCUCAUACAACUGCUUCAUCUGCUGUUUCAGCGUCUGAUAGAUUCGCUGCUUCAAACUUUGGGAAAGAAAAGUUCGUGAAACUCCUAGACCAACUCCACAAUUCGCUCCGGAUCGACCUUUCUAUGUACAGAAAUAAUUUUCCUGCUUCAAGUGCGGAAAAACUUAUGGAUCUCAAAUCAACUGUGGAUCUUUUGACCAGCAUUACAUUCUUUAGGAUGAAGGUACAAGAACUUAGUAGUCCACCGAGAGCAAGUACAGUCGUGAAGGACUGUGUAAAGGCGUGUUUGAGGUCAACCUAUCAAUUUCUUUUUGAAAAUUGCUACGAAUUAUUCAAUAGAGAAUUUCAAGUUGACCCAAACGAAGCGAAAAGGGAUCCCUCCGAUCAUGGACCACAGUUGGACUCUGUGGACUUCUGGCACAAGCUCAUUGGACUUAUAAUAUCUGUGAUAGAAGAGGAUAGGAAUAGUUACGCGCCUGUCUUAAAUCAAUUUCCGCAAGAGCUUAACAUUGGUCAGCUAUCAGCAGCUACAAUGUGGUCUUUAUUCGCUGUGGAUAUGAAGUAUGCUCUAGAAGAACAUGAACAGCAUCGGCUGUGCAAGUCUUCUGCCUACAUGAACUUACAUUUUAAAGUGAAAUGGCUGUACACAGAGUAUGUUAAAGAUGUCCCACCUUAUUGUGGAGCUGUGCCAGAAUACCCCGCUUGGUUCGAGCCGUUUGUCAUGCAAUGGUUGAACGAGAAUGAUGAUGUCUCUCUUGAGUAUUUGACUGGAGCAUUCAAUAGGGAUAAGAGAGAUGGGUUCCAAAAAUCAAGCGAGCACGCACUCUUCAGUAAUUCAGUUGUUGACGUCUUUACUCAACUUACGCAAUGCUUUGACGUGGUUUCCAAGCUUGAGUGUCCAGACCCUGAAAUAUGGAAGAGGUAUAUGAAGAGAUUUGCGAAGACCAUCGUAAAAGUGCUCGUCGCGUAUGCUGAUAUCGUGAAGAAAGAAUUCCCAGAACAUUUGAAAGAAGAGAGAGUGGCGUGUAUCCUAAUGAAUAACAUACAACAACUUCGUGUUCAACUGGAGAAAAUGUUCGAAGCGAUGGGUGGGAACAAGCUGGAACGAGAUGCAGCAGACAUCCUCAACGAUUUGCAGCAAAGCUUGAAUAGUACACUGGAUGAACUAGCUUCUAUGUUUGCUAUAAGCCUUGAGAUGCGAAUAACGGCGAGUGUGAAGGAAUUGGGUGAAUUACUUCAGAAGGUCGGUGGAGGUGCAGCACCUGGUCAACCGCAGCCGCCAGCUCAUCACGAGGCUGAUGAAGUGCUUAGACCUCUUAUGGAUAUAUUGGAUGGUUCACUGACGAUGUAUGCGGAAUCUUGUGAGAAGACUGUACUGAAACGGUUGCUAAAGGAGCUAUGGAAGAUCGUCAUGAAGAUCCUAGAGAAGACGGUAGUUCUUCCACCCAUGACGGAUAAAACGAUGAUGCUGAAGAAUUUGACGAACAACGCAAAGAACUUGGCAGCCAACGCAAAGAUCGAAGAUAUGACGCAGUUGUUCAAGAGUACAGUUGGCAAACAGGAUGUUAAACAUGCCUUGUCCGGCGUCAUGGAUAUAUCAAAAGAGCACUUGUCAGCUGAGAAGAGCUUAACACCAAAGCAAUGUGCGGUUCUGGAUGCGGCGUUGGAUACAAUAAAGCAAUACUUCCACGCUGGAGGCAAUGGUCUAAAGAAAACGUUCCUGGAGAAAAGUCCAGAAUUACAAUCGUUGAGAUAUGCUUUAAGUCUGUACACGCAAACUACAGAUACACUUAUCAGAACGUUCGUCACGAGUCAGCAAAAUCAAGAUGCCGCUGUGGCAGAAGAGGGUAGUGUGGGUGAAAUUUCUCUUCAAGUGGAUCUCUUCACGCAUCCAGCUACUGGUGAACAUAAGAUCACUGUAAAGGUUGUGGCAGCGAAUGACUUGAAGUGGGUGAUAGCAAGUGGAAUGUUCCGUCCGUUCAUAGAGGUCAAUCUGAUUGGUCCUCAUCUCGCCGAUAAGAAGAGAAAAUUCGCCACCAAGUCGAAAAGUAACAAUUGGAGUCCAAAAUUCAACGAAACUUUUCACUUUAUGGUGAGCGCAACAGAGCAAUUGGAGCUUUUUGAACUACACGUAUGUGUUCGGGAUUACUGCUUUGCACGGGAGGAUAGAUUGGUCGGCGUGGCCGUCAUGCGUCUAGCUGAUAUUGCUGAACAGAAAAACGAAAAUGUUAACCGAUUGGUAACACGAGUGCCGGAUCGGCAAAACCAAAUGACUGACUCUGGCUCAUGCGCGUGUUGGCUGCCUCUCGGCACCCGAGUCAAAAUGGAUGAGACCGGAUGGACGAUACUUAGAAUUCUCUCGCAGAGACACAGCGAUGAAGUUGCUCGCGAAUUCGUGAAACUCAAAUCUGAAAUGCGAGCUGAAGCACCAACAGGAACUCCAGGGCCCACGUGAACGUAAGAUGAGAUCUGCAGCGAAUAGAUCAGAUCUUCCAAACAUUGGCAACUGGAUAUACUGGUUGUGAUAAGUUAUCAAUAGUCCUUAAAGCGAACGAUUUUUACGUGGACAAUGAUCUCGAGACUACGAGCGUUCCGGCGGUUAAUGGUCAGGCCUGGGGACGAAUCUUUUAACGAGCCGCUGACUCUGACGGUGAUCGAUCAGUCAGGGUUAGAAUAUACCUCGUCAAAAGGUGGAUAACCUGGGGCGUAUUGCGUUCGAUACAAUCUCCUAGAGAUUCGUUUUUGUAAAUAUUUACGGUGUUAAGUUAUUGCGACUAGUAGGAAUAUUUUGCACAAACUCGUAAAAUUAGCGAAAAAGACUGACCGUAGGCGGCCGGGCGCUUUGUCCAUUGACCUUUAGGUAUACGACGAAAUUUUUCCUCGAAUACUCUCGCUAUAGAAAAUUUCUAAAAGUAUAAAGCAGAUAUUCUUGUAGAUUUCAUUGUUUCUUCCAUAGCGACGUUUUACUAUCGCAAUAUAAGAUUUUUAUAGGCAUUAGACAUUUUGUUGGAUACCUAAAUGCAAUGGACUUAUGCGAUUAAUGUACUAAUCUGUUUAUGGACCAAACUGUCGUUAAUAUGAAUGCAUACCUUAUCCUUACGUAAAUAAUAAAUUAACAUUAUUUAUCUAAUUAAUCAUCUAAUUGUUAUACGUGUACAGUUAAUAUGAUAUGGCCUUAUGUGAAUUUCUUUUGUUGAUGCUUCUGGUGAGAAAAUGAAAUGUAAACAGGCUAAAUGAUUUUUCACUUGCAAAUAUAUAUUAGAUAUAUAUACACAAUAUCAACAAAACCAACAUGUUUGAUUAUCAAAAUUUUGGAUUAAAGCACGGAACAUCAAAGUAAUUUUAUAAUACAAAUUAAGCUAAAUAAUGCUAAAAUUACGAUAAUACCUGUUCAAACCUCCAAAAGAAUAUUAUUAAAGGUAUUAUUAACUAAAGUAAUAGUUUUGAAGUCUAAUCCUAUUAAAUAAUCUAUGGCAGUAUUUAGUUUUAGUGUUUUUUUUUAAUUUGUUUGAUAUCUGUUUGAGUUAUCGCUUUGGUUUUUUGGUUUCUUUAGUCUAUUGCAAGUCUAAAAUCACUAAACCUGUUCAGAGUGCUUGUAUUCGUGUGAAUUUAAAUUUAGAAUUGUUCUUUUAGGUGAAUGUUCAGAACUGUUUGAGACGUUAAUUUAAAUGUUUGUCAUAGCCUUCUCAUUUCAUUGUAUUGUGAUCGAAUUAUAUGUAAAUAAAAAAAAAACGUUAAUACGCGUUCACUUACUCGCUAUUUAUUUACGCUUGACCUUAAUAUCUUAAUAAUCCCACGUCCUUUUGUAUAAAUUAUUGAAAAUUGUGAUAUUGUUAUAUCUAAACUGUCGUGUUAAACCUGUUUCAUAGUUCGUGAGUGUUGUUACAUUUCGUUCUAAUUUAUUUGUCCGAAUCGGGGAUGUAAGCCUUAAGAUUCUAUUAGCUUAAUAAAGCUUAUACAAAUUGAAUCUUAAGUAAUGAGAGCUUACUACCCUUGGACAUGUUUAUCCAUAUAUUAUAGUAUAUAAUGUUUAAAAAAUAAUGUAUAUUAGACAUUCAGUGCUCAAAAUAUUGUUUUGUUAUAUUGCGUUAUCUGUCCAGUUGUUUGUAAUCACAGUGUUUACGCAUAUUUUAAAAAUAUAUUUUCAGUACCGCUAAAACGUGAAUACCUCGAAUUGUAUACGAAAACUUUGUUACAAGUGUUGAUCCGGUUUUAUAUGAAAUUGAGGAAAUAAUAUUUUAAGAAUAUCAAUUUACACCGUAUGUCGCAUUAUAAAAGUUAUAAGUCAUUGAAUUGUCUGCAAAACAAAUUAAAUAUUUGAAACAAUACUUUAUGACGUAACUACGUGUCAAAUUUCAACUUCACUAAUGCAAUUUAUGUCAAUAUAUAAUCUUAUUAAAGAAACUGUAUGAAAAUGGCAUUAGAAUACCACCACACAAAUUUCUGAACUAAUUCAUAUAUCCCAUCUAUGUAUAAGCGGUAUUGAAAAUAUAUGAGAGCACCUCAUUCCGGCACGAAAAUUAGAUUUUCAAAUAAUUAUAGUAUUUAUCAUGGAUUACAUAUCUGUAGAUAGAGGAAGUGGUUGUCUAGGCCAGAUCUCUAUAAUAUAUUGAAAAUAUAUUUACGCGAUUUUAAUUCAAGUCUAUUUUUUGUAUUUCUGAUACUGAUGAUUUAAUUAUCGUAUAUACCUUUAAUUACCUUGAUAUUGCCAUUUUCGGAAGUGUACCUGUAAUUGGAAUGUUUUUUUUUUUUAUUAAACUUCAUCGUUCCAUAGUAUGUUAAAUGAGAAAUAUAGAUAAUUAAAUCACCCGUUUUCUUCAAAUUCGACUGAAUCUUUCUAAUAAAAUAGUUGAUUUCCAUAUUUUCAUAUUUGUUUUACGGCACAUUAGAUAUUUUAGAUUAUCCACAGAUAUCUCUUUUGUUGAACCUCUGAUUCUUCCGUAUACUUAAUGUUAUUUAGUAAAAUUACUUUAUAGAUAAAAUGUCCCAAGAUCUUUUUCAACAGAAAAAUAAAUUUUAACUGAAUAACAUCUUAUUUAUUUAUAUUUCGUUCGUAAAAUAAAUAUGUUUAUGAAGUGCAGUCCGCGUGAGACAUAUUUAUUUAAUUCACAUUGGUUUAUUUAAAUUUAGCCAAUUUGUUUCUUGGGACAUCUAGGAGUUUCUGUAGUGAAAGUAUAUUAAUGGUUAGAGUUUAUGAAAUAGAUUAUUUUAUUAGCAUUAUUAAGUUCCCAUUCAACGUACAACUCACAUGAAACUAGAAAACGCAACAGUCAAUCAAAUGUAGCAAGAUUUAGCCGUCUCGCUUUUUGGUGUGAAAAGGAUAGAGUCGACUAUAUUUUUCUAUAUUGGUUUUGUUGGAAUUAUCAACCAAAUUAUCAAUAUAUUAAGAAACAUUGCAUUGGAAUUGUAGUGCCUAUAUUAUAUCAGGAUUCAAAUUUCGUUAAAAAGCGCACAGUGUCAUUCAUUAUCAUUGCUGUAACGAAUACCUUUACCAAUUGACAAUACUUGGUAAUUAUAAUUUUUAAGAUAUGAUGCCCUGCAUCUUGUAAGUCGGUUACGCUCCAAUUCUAGUAUUAAAUCACUAAACAUUGCAUAUAUCUUUGUAAAAACGCAUAUAUGUAAAUGUUACAUGUUUAAACACAUUAUUGAAUUUAGAAUUUUUAUGAAAAAAAAAUAAAUAUCCGUAUUUCAAAUAUAA
Pieris rapae (cabbage white) is the source of this 12097-nucleotide messenger RNA. RefSeq names its product protein unc-13 homolog A. The record is from RefSeq and is a predicted model, not a curated record. Bases 542 to 8854 code for a protein of 2770 amino acids. Gene Ontology annotation, biological process: presynaptic dense core vesicle exocytosis; synaptic transmission, glutamatergic; dense core granule priming. Gene Ontology annotation, cellular component: terminal bouton; presynaptic active zone cytoplasmic component; synaptic vesicle membrane. Gene Ontology annotation, molecular function: phospholipid binding; syntaxin-1 binding; calmodulin binding. Lineage: Eukaryota; Metazoa; Arthropoda; Insecta; Lepidoptera; Pieridae. The transcript is spliced from 29 exons.